Molecule: messenger RNA, 627 nt
Organism: Lithohypha guttulata
Lineage: Eukaryota; Fungi; Ascomycota; Eurotiomycetes; Chaetothyriales; Trichomeriaceae
Exons: 2
Coding region: 1-627 (208 amino acids)
Source: RefSeq, a predicted model, not a curated record
AUGGCUGCACCACAAGGAUGGGGUAAUUGGGGCAACGGAAACCACGGAGGCAAUGGAGGCAACCACGGCGGAUGGGGUAACUGGCCAGAGACCACUCCUGAGGCCAUUUCCAGCACUACUGCAACCACCACAACCACGACAGUUCCUCCUCCCCCUCCCCCUCCAUCAUCCUCAAGUGUUGUUUGGUCUGAAAGCCACCUCAUCUACCUCGGUCUGGGCUCCAUGGACCAGCUCGAGCUCAAGCACCACAACAACUACAACAACCACGAAGACUCCAGAAGCUAUCUCUUCCUCGCAUGUCUGGGCACCUUGGCCAAGCUCGAGCACAACUGUAUCCACAACCACCACAAAGAGCAGCACGACGACCGUUCCCCCUCCUCCUCCCCCUCCUACUACCACAACAACCAAAACUCCAGAGGCAGUGAGCUCAACUCCUUGGCAAGUGUGGACUACACCUUCUACUACCACUACUACCACUACCGUACCAUCAUCAAGUCAAUGGGCAGUUUGGUCGACUUCCUCAGUACCAGUCCCAACCACUACGACCACCACAACCUCUUCAGCAUGGCAAGUUUGGUCCUCUGUUCCAGCUGUGAACACUACCACAACUACAACCACGACCACUAA